Molecule: messenger RNA, 2242 nt
Organism: Aspergillus welwitschiae
Lineage: Eukaryota; Fungi; Ascomycota; Eurotiomycetes; Eurotiales; Aspergillaceae
Product: basic helix-loop-helix domain-containing protein
Exons: 2
Coding region: 444-1607 (387 amino acids)
Molecular function (GO): protein dimerization activity
Source: RefSeq, a predicted model, not a curated record
CUCCGUUCAAACUAUUAACUACCUCGUUGUGUCGCCUCUCUUCUCCCUAUCCAUCCAUAUAAACUUACCCAGGUACCAACACUUUCGGCACGGCGUUUGGCCGUGCGUCUUUCUUUGUGCAGGAGCCCCAACUCUCCGUCACCAGCUGUUCACUUCUGGUCACAUUGCUUUUUCCUAAAUUCAAUAACCGUUUCUGCGUCCUGCCCAUCCAACUAUCUCUUCCCUUUACCUCUCCUCUCUUGUCCUAUCCUAUCCCAGUUGUCCCCCCUAUAUUCUUCAUCUUUCACGGCUUCCGACUGUACGACACUCAACGGGUUGUCAUCCAACGCUGCUCCACCAUUGGCCCAAUCUUACUUUCUUGACUGGACCAUCCAUCCUAUUAGCCCGUCUAAUGAGACAGUAAUCAUCGGGUUGGCAUCAAGCGUUUCACACCCACAGAGACCAUGUCACGCUCUCGUCUGCCACCGACCCCUGCCAUGUCGGGCGAGUUCAUAGUCAAAGACAAUGCAUCGGUGGAUGCGUCGGAUCCAUUUGCACUGCCUCCAGCGGCCAUUAGUCCAUCCAAGAUGCAAGCUGCUAGCAGGAGACCAUCCAAAACUGAACCAUCCGCUUCCUUCCCAGCAUCUCCAGCAUCGCCGGAUCUCGCACUGGGUAUCAUGGCGAAUUCCCCGCGUCAGACUGGUGUCAAGAGACCUCUCGAAGACUUUAACCUUCCACCGCCCCCCACACGCACUCGCAAAAUCAUUCAGAUGAAGCCCAAGACCCAAAGCCCACCAAAGCCGACCGCACCAGCCAGCAAAGCCUCUUCAAAAGAUAAUGGCAAAACACCAGCAAACAAUGGAGCCUCAGCCAACUCCAAGAAGAAACAACCCAGCGCAACUAGUGCAGCGGGCCGAAAAAUUGCUAGGAAAACAGCUCACAGCCUGAUCGAACGGCGGCGGAGAUCUAAAAUGAAUGAAGAAUUUGGAACUCUGAAAGACAUGAUCCCGGCGUGCAAAGGACAGGACAUGCAUAAGCUCGCCAUUUUACAGGCAAGCAUUGAUUACGUCAAUUACCUAGAACAAUGUAUACUCGAUCUGAAAACUGCCGGUAAUCGACACGCAAUGGCCUCGCCGCGAAUGCCUCCCGCUCCUCCUUCCCCAACAUCUCCGGAGGCUCUAGCAGAAGAAUCGGGCCUGUCCUCGGCUUCCGUGUCUCCGGAACUAACUCCAACUGAUGCUGCGGCGGAUGCAAUCUCCCCGGCGUUCUCUCCCCGAAGUGGUGGUCCUAUCGGGACGGCGCCCGAUUUUGCGUCCUCCAUCACGCCAAGCCCGGCACUGGGUCCAACCCACCCAUCCGACAAUCCGUCGCGUUCUGAGCGUAGCUCAUGGGCUGUGUCUUCUUCCAGCACCUCCCCAGUAAUGCAAUCUCGGUAUUCCAUCGCAUCUUCUGCCGAUGUGGACCACGAAGCAUCCGCUGCCCUACUAAUGCUGAACCGGGACUGCCGGGGCUCUGUCGGCUCGGUCCACGACGUGCCCACCAAUUCCCUCACCCGGCAUGGGAAUCCCCACACCCAGGACCCACAAAGGAAGAUCGGGAUGAGCGUUAAAGACUUGCUUAUUUCCUAAGGGUCCUGGUGGCCGGCUUGGCGCUCUCUAUCUUCCUUUUGGAGUCCUUUUAUGAUGUACCAGGUGUAAGUCACGGGGAUAAAUUGGCGUGCGGGAUAUUGAUAUCAUGAACUAGUAAUGAAGGGUUCGGACGGCGCUUGCUUUUUGCUUUUCAUGGUUAUGCUUAGCAGUUCAGGUUGUUCUUUUCAGGUAUGUGGGCUGGUCCAAUGCGAGUUAACGGUUAGUUACGUUUCGAGCGCGGCUUUUGGUUAUGAAAGAUGCCAUUUGGGCUCGUCCGAUAAUGUUUCAAGGGCGGAUUGUUUGCAAGUUUGUCAUGUCAGAUAGAAUCUAGAAGAGCUUCUGGGUCACAAAAUACAUGAAUAAUCUUACCAGAAGAACCCGCGGCGAGGCUACGCAACUGAGCCCAUACUAACAUUCCAACCCACAUUACUCACUCGGGCCCAUGAAAACACCUUCACGAAUACAAAUAAGGCAACAUCACAACGCCAAACACCACCCCAUCCCUCCUCAUACGGUCGUCCCAAUAAGGUUUAACAUACUUCCCCAUGACAGUCCUUCUGCUUACUAUACUUACAGCACCUGUCCACAACGACACUUAAAGCCCCGCCCAGCCAAGCACGAGCCAAGCAACAACG